Messenger RNA from Amoebophrya sp. A120, 1589 nucleotides. Lineage: Eukaryota; Dinophyceae; Syndiniales; Amoebophryaceae. The record is from the annotation of a GenBank genome assembly.
CGUGGUAAGCAUACUCAUUUUCAAAUUCAUGCGUUGUUCAUCAUCCCGAUAACGGGUGUGGUCUUUCUGCUAUCUUUUGUUUCUGAUUCCCAAUCCCAUCCAUUCCUUUCUUUCCAGGUUAUUUAGUAUCUCCCUCCACUACUUUCUCUUUUGUAGCAACUACCACCCACAUGAGAUCUUAAACCUCCGCGUAGUACUUCUAGCCCCUCAUCACUCGACGCAAGGGGAAGUUUAUUUAGAACCGACGGUAAGAAAGAUAAAAGAAAAGACAUGUCGGACGAAAAGGAACCCGUCACCCGGGAAUUUUCGCCCGCUCCGCGCGGUAGUGCCAGUGAAGCCAGUCCCACGGCAGCAGAUAAAGCUAGCCCAGCCACGGAAGCCAAGACGACACAGGAUGAAGACGCCUCAGCCACGCCAACAACAUCAUCGGCCGACAAGGGCGCAGACACGCCGAGCGCCGGCGCUGCAGCUGCCUCGAGCUCAGCACCAGCCCCACAGCCCGUGAUAAAACCCUUCGUCCCGCACACGGAAAUGCCAGAAAUGACGGGGCCAGUCAAAGUCGUGUAAGCUGAAUUUUUUACUACUCGUAGUUUGUUCUUCUUGCAGCAGGUUCGUUCAUUCCUCGGUGCAGUCCACUUCCUAGGUCUUUAUGGAGGCCUUUGCUGACCGCCUCGAAAAUGAUUUUCGUGAAAAUGUCUGAUUGAGGCGGAAAUUUGUAUUUCCAAAAACUUUUCAACUACCAUACAAUGUUCUGACACCACAGCUAUUGCCCCGAGGACGGAAUGCCUCCAGAAUACUGCCAAUACGGCGGGAAAUGGGACCUGGCGAAGCCGUGGGUGUUGGCUAACUUCCCGCAGCUCUACCCUGAAUUGGCCGGUAAGGAUUUCUACUUUGGGAAUAAUUUGGCAUUACCGCACCUAUUUCAAGCAAGUCAGUAGUAGAAGUCGUGAAGGGAGGUUGAUGUACCAAGCAGCACAAGGAACCACGCGAGUAGGAAGGACUACUGCAUGAAAUCAAACUAUUUGUGAAAAACAGGUGAGUCUUUAGCUGACGCGAAAGAGACCGCGAACCAGAAAAAGGCAGAGGCCGAAGAGAAAGCAAAAACGAAAGAGCUACCCGGGGGAAAGAAGACACGAAGUGCAAGUCCAAAGGUAGCUUUUCACUUUUGUUUUAUGCUCCAGCAGAGCGCUGACGUUCACUCCCUACAAUCAAAUUGGUGCUGCUACUUACAGACACGAUGUCACAUUUGUUCCUUUUCCUCAAGAAAGGUGACGGUCUUUGUGUCACCAGUCACGCAACGUUACUAGCAUUGCUACACGAAUUAACAGAUAAGCAUCAAAGUGGCGAGCAGGCAAGGGCGUAAAAAGACGACGACCGUGAUCGGCCUGGACACGUACGACGUGAAAUUGGAGGCCGCAGCAAAAAUCUUCAAGAAGAAAUUCGCCUGCGGCAGUGCUGCGGUCAAGGGCAACCCAGGCCAGCCAGAUUCCGUGGAGAUUCAGGGCGAGCCCGGCAAAGAAGAGCUGGUGAAGCUCCUCUGCAAAGAGUUUUCCCAGAUCGAGAAAAAAAAGAUCGACUACAGCGACUAG